Molecule: messenger RNA, 4507 nt
Organism: Varroa destructor (honeybee mite)
Lineage: Eukaryota; Metazoa; Arthropoda; Arachnida; Mesostigmata; Varroidae
Product: TNF receptor-associated factor 6-like
Biological process (GO): regulation of canonical NF-kappaB signal transduction
Cellular component (GO): plasma membrane signaling receptor complex
Molecular function (GO): zinc ion binding; protein binding
Source: RefSeq, a predicted model, not a curated record
CCAACUGCUAAUCGCUUUGGAGUACUUCGAAACUAUAAAUGUAGGGUUCUUCGAAUAACGUCGAGCCGCCAUGAGAUCAGAGAAUCACACGAGCAUACAUUUAUCGGUUUCCAACGUGGCCAGCCGUCAAACGAUAGUAAGUUAGUGAAUCGCUCCAAUGCCCUGCUGCGUCGCCGCUAGUAGAGGUUCCUCCGGCGAUUGUUAAACACAGGCAGUUAUUUGUUAUUACUACGUUAUAAAGCGUCACCGUUUAGUCGUCAUGCAAGAUGUCGUUUCUAUCAAGAAUGGUGUUCUGACUCCGGCCGCUUUGUGAGUCUAGCUUAAAGGAACCUAUUGCGGACAUUUUAAAAUAGGUAUCCUUGGGCUGUGUUUCGUUUUUUCUUACGAACUGGAGUAAUGGCAAAUGAAACUUGGAAAAACGUGCAAUAUGUUUUGUGUAAGGGACGAGUUGGAGCGCUUACGACUGGUGCUAAUGCUUCGAAAUGCUUUUGGGGUCCAAUCUGUAGGUCAAUGUACAGGUGGCAACGAGGGGGAUUUGGAGACGACUUUGCCUAUGGACAACUUAUCGCAACCAGUUCAGGCGUGCAGAAAACGUGCAAAAGACAAAGUCACCUACGUACCAAUGUUGACCCGUCACCUUUAGAAAACUCGCAAAAAAAUUACAUUUUCCGCAUGAAUCACGCCGGACUAUUUUGAAUAAUCAUUUGGUCGAAAAGGCUCAGCAAAAGGAUUAUGCCGAUCGACCUAAAUUUUGGGCAAAUGCAAGCCAGUCAACAACUGUCUUGAGAGAACCUUGACACAUUCAAAAAAAGAGCCACGAUUGCUCUAACGUAUCAUUAGAGGUAACGAUGAGUUGGUGGACGGGCAUAAUGUAGGGGCAAAAUGACAUUUGUCUGACUUGAAUAUUAAAGGCAGGUCCUGAUUGAAAAAAGCUGUAAAAUCUAAACGAAAAACCUUUUCGACUCCAUUUUGUAUUAUUGAAAAUUUUCAAAAAUACUCCAGCCACGAUAAUACAUUUGUCGGCUCGCGUGUGCCGUUUCCUGUUGCAGGAAUUUACGUAAUGCCUGGGUUGUCGUAACUUCCAUAUUCAGCAUAUCUGUUCCAUAGACCUUUCUCUACUUUUCAAAGCUCACAAAGCAUCUGAAAAGAGGAAGGUUCCGGGCAAUCGAGGAACUUAGAAAGUACUAAUGUACAGGCUUUAUCGGCACGGUUAGGUUUAAAACUGUUCUCCUGAGGUACGUCGAUUGAAUCCGGCAACGAUUAGAUUGGACGACAACAAGUAGGUUAUAGACAAUUAAAGUUUUCGCAGUUUUUAAUAGUAAAAUUUUUACAAAUAAGAGUAUAUUGUUAUUACAUCGAGUUUGGAGAUCUAGCAAAAUCAAAUAUGUCCUUCAUUACCUCAACAAACUGACAAAAUCUUACCUUUUAGUGUGUUUCACAUCAAACUUAGAAUUCAACUAUGAAAUCAAUGUUGAUUUGUAUGUAGUAGAGAUAUCGGUUGUAGUAGCAUUGUGGUUGUGUAUCGUAGUAAACGUGAGGAUAGUAAAAAAAAAAAAUGCUAAAGAAAAUGGAUAUCAAACAUAAAAUUUCCCUUUAUCACGCUAUCGUUCGGCACUUAGUAGUACUGAAUAUUCGGAACGAUCUAUGGAUACGAGAGUUCUGAUUUGCUACCAUUUAUAUCCUUGAAACGAGCCUUUCCAAAAAUUAUUCAUAAAAAUGGGCCAAAAAGAGUUUUCGAGACCCAGCCGGAUCAUAAGCCAUUUUUCUUAAGCGUGCAGAGGGUUCUUUUCAUCGUCCACGCUUUCAGUUGGUCGAUUUGUUGUUGAAUUUCUAAGCGCACGGGUCGUGUAGUGAGGUGGUUGCAGUGUGAUCUUUUUUGCAGCACCUAUAAGCGGUCGAAUUAUAGACCUUUUUCAGCUUUCAAAAUGAGUCCUUUUACGAUGAGAGAAAAAUCUUCGUUCGUUGGACCCAUUUGGAAAAUCGCUAUGCGCAUUAAUACGAUCGACCGAAUCAACAGUUCGAAGCAAAACUGCGGGCGAAUUAAACCAAAUUUUAUCCUACAACACAGCUCGUUUAGGAAGAAUAAGGUAACCGGUACGUCGUCAACAUCAUCAGCCCAGGACGAACCCAAACCCCGAUCGUCGAGUAAAAUAUUGCCUCGGUCACCUACAGAAGUUGUUCUUUCACAACCUCUAAUCGAAGUGUCGCCACGGCCUUCGUAUAACACGCCAGCUCUAGCUGGGCCUAUGGCAACCCGAGCCAGCGUGACAAGCGGUCGACACUCGAAUUCAACAUCUAAUUCAUCCAGCCCAGCCCCACCGAGGAGACUAACGAGCACUCCAGCUCGGUCGAACGCAGACUUUGUCAAGGUGGUACUACGCGAUUUCCCAGGUUGGGCACAUGAUCAUCUGGUCUCCCUGCGAGGGGUACCUGCGGGAGCACGCUGCUCAUCAUGUGCCUGUGUAGCGGGCACACUAUUUAAAGCGCCUUGCACAUGUGCCUUCUGUACCGUUUGCCUACGGAAAAUCGGUAUGGAAUCUGUUGUCCGGUGUCGGACGCAUGGAUCCGAUACGCUACGAUCAGAGUUCGUGGAAGAUCCGUACGUUUACACAUUAUGCAUGGAUUUAAAUGCAAUGUGUAUUUGGAACGCUGACGGAUGCAACUUCGAAGGAUCCCUCAUUAACGUGCAUGAACACAGCGAAGGGUGUCUUUUUCGAGAGGAAACUUGUCCGGACUGUGACAAGUGCGUCUCCUUUCGAGCUCUGGCCUCCCAUCGGGCUGCCACCUGCACUCAACGUAAAGUAGCCUGUCAAAUGUGUGGACAGCAUCUGUUUGCUUCGACACUUGAGCGUCACAUAAGCGUCUGUCCAGAUGUCGAAGUUCUUUGUCAGCUGUGUGGUCGACGAGAUAUCAAACGCGGUCAAAGUGAGGUUCACCGUAUAGAGUGUACCUCCAUGAAACGGGCAUGUCGUUUACAUGUGUUCGGAUGCACACUCAAGGCAACGAGUAAAGAAUUACGCGAUCACGAAUCUACGGAUAUUCAUUUAGAUAUGAUUGUUUCUCACGCUGGUCGGCAGGAACAAAGGCUGAGAAGACUUGAAGAAAAUCAACAAACGAUUAUACGAGGAGCUUACCAAAACGUGACUGAUACUGUCGAUUCAACUGCGUUAUCUAGUAAUGAACUCCUGAAGUCGAUUGAGGUGCUGCGUUCGCAAGUGUUACAACUUUCGAACCAGUUGAAAAUGAUCAGCAACGCUCUGCUUGAGGACCCUUUCUUCUGGAACCUCUGUCCCUAUAAGGGUAUUCUGGAAAUUGCUAGCGAUGGGGCACAGGUUCUCUACAGCGACAGCUUCUAUACACCGACUAUACCCGGAUAUAAGGUGCAACCGGCCUCGCGCUUCACGAUAUUCAAGUCACUUCCUCACCUAAACAUAUAUCUAUUUACGACUGUGCCCAGAGGGCAUACGAUGAGGCUUCGCCUGCUCGUGGACCACCGAGCACGUCUUCUUCAUUUAACUCCUCAGCUGCUCCCUGGGGCCUUCAACAAUGUCAUGCCUUGGCCGUUUCCGUCACAGUAUCUAUUACGUCUCGUCGACCAGAGUGGACAAGGUCUUCAUAAAGACCUCCCAGUAACUACGGGUGCUACAGGCAAUAUUGAAAAGCCACUGGAAUCAGGACGGGUCUUGCGGUCACCCAACCUUCAAGUGAAGUUUGAUGAACUUGAAUGCGAAGGUGGCAUCCAGUCUGGAAGUGGAACGUCAAACGGUGCCCUUUAUAGCCAAAACGAUUGCAUCGUAUUCAUGUUUAAGAUGAACCUUCCUGCAGACUUUAUAGAGAGAAUGUGAGCUCGCUAAAAUGGAGCUUAAUGCAACUAAAGAACGAUGAAGAUGAGCUGCGUCUACUUAAUAUAUCAACUGAAUUCGAAUGCUUCGGCCCGACUGAGAGGUUGGGGCAUUUUUAAGUAUUUACUUGAUUAUUUUGAACGACUUGGAUGCGAAGCCAUGGGCAAAAAGUUGCCCGUUGCCCGACAGGUCUCAGCCUAAGUGAAAGUCUCUAUUUCAGUUCUAUCGUAAAACUACGGUGAAUUUAGGUUUGAGCUCAUACUCAAAAAUGAUUGUUGCAAUAUUUGACUUCUAUACUGGCUUCAACAAGUAUUGUUACUUAACCUGAUUAUGCUAUUAACUCACGCCUACAUAGUUCUAAGUGUACCUAAAUGUUCGCUACCGGUAUUUUGUUCAAACGUAAAAUGAGCCUGAAUUCUGACAAUCGUUGGUCCUGUGAUACAGAUCGACGCUUGUCCUUCAGGUUGACCAAUCCGGCAACUGUUAUUUGUGAUAGCUGAGAGUGGAAGCCUGCGUGCGCUGUUAUUCAUUAACCAAUCGACCGGUGUACUUUUAGCUAAAUUUAAAAAACACAGAAACCUUUAAAUUGUAUGGUCAUGUAGAAAUGGUUACGACUUCGUAUCUUUCACGCAUGGUAAAAUAAACGAUUAUUGAAAAAGCCUUAA